AAUUCAAUACUUUUGUGUUCAUGUUCCCUCUAGAAUUAGAUCCAAAUUUUAUGAAGAGGGAAAGGGAAGGAGAGUUUGAAGCUUUAGAUAUGGUGGAUUGUUUGUCCAAAGUGGAGGAGCCAUGGCGGAAGAAUACUGCUCCGGCCGCCGAUUCCGGCAAAGUUUUUGUGUGUAAAACGUGUAAUAGGGAAUUUUCAUCGUUCCAAGCUUUGGGAGGGCAUAGGGCCAGCCACAAGAAGCCCAAUUUCAAAGACGCUAACGGCCCACCAACAAAGCCCAAGGCCCACGAUUGUCCCAUUUGUGGGCUUCACUUUCCGAUGGGUCAAGCGUUGGGCGGCCACAUGAGGCGCCACCGCACCUCCACCACCACCGCCGCCGCUGUGCUGGAGAAAUCUGACGGCGGUGAGAAAAGGGGUUUCGGUUUGGAUUUGAACUUAACGCCAAUAGAAAACAAUUUGAAAUUGCAAUUGUCCACUCCUUUUGUAAAUUGUUUUUAUUAGUUUCUUUUUUUCUUUGUUCCUUAUUCCACACAAAUUCUUUAUUAUUUUUUAUUUUAUAUUAAUGUAUAUUAAAUUUACUUUUCAUA
Messenger RNA from Cucumis melo (muskmelon), 586 nucleotides. RefSeq names its product zinc finger protein ZAT12-like. Bases 21 to 500 code for a protein of 159 amino acids. Lineage: Eukaryota; Viridiplantae; Streptophyta; Magnoliopsida; Cucurbitales; Cucurbitaceae. The record is from RefSeq and is a predicted model, not a curated record. The transcript has a single exon.